AUGAAAAAGGGUAGUGUGGAAGGAAUUAUACUGAUUUUACUCUGCAGACUUAGAAGUGACCUGGUUAAUCAAGUUCACACUGAUAGGACUGAGUGUGUGUAGCUCAGAGCAGCUCUUCGCCAUGGAGGCUAUGCGAUUGCUGGACAGCUGGAGAAAGGACCUUCAUAUGCCCCAGGGAACCGUGGACAGCUCAGUGGAUAUGGACCAUCUGAACAGGAACAUGCCCAAGUGUGGACGUCAAACGUUGGAGAGCACUCCUCUGGACCUGGUUGAUACUGGAAAGGGGCUGAAGUUUCAAGCAGAGCGCCCCCAUCUGGUCAGCCUAGGAAGUGGACGCCUGAGCACUGCCAUCACCCUGCUGCCACUGCCUGAGGGUCGGACAACACUGGGUCAUGGUCCAACAGACAUCAGCAUCCAGGGCCCUGAGGUGGCAGCCCAGCACUGUUACAUAGAGAACAGGUCAGGGGUCAUCACACUGCACCCUUGUGGGAACCUCUGUGUAAUUGACGGACUCCAGGUCACACAGCCGGUCCGCCUGUCACAAGGCUGUAUGCUGUGUUUUGGCCAGUCAGCCUUCUUCCGCUUCAAUCACCCUGAAGAAGCCUUCAGGAUGAAGAGCAUGAUGCCCCAUGGAAGCAGUGUUCCCACAGCAGACUACCGACUAUGCACAGAUACAGAGAGUCUGGUCAAUGGGAAUCACCAGGCCAGUCCAGCCCAGUCCUGCCCAGUUCCUGGUGACAGAGUCCAGUCUGAGCACAGUGCAAUUGUCAGCUCCAUUGAAAAGGACCUCCAGGAUAUUAUGGACUCUCUAGUCAUGGAUGAUCUACAGUCUUCUUCCUCUGAGGUCAAAAAACCUCCUGGAGGCCAACUUAUCCCCCACUCCCCACUCUCACCAGUAGUCAAUGGAGGGGGUCAAUAUUUGCUGUCCCCUCCCACCAGCCCUGGGGCCAUGUCUGUGGGCUCCAGCUAUGAGAAUACAUCCCCUCCCUUUUCCCCGCUUUCGUCCCCUUCAGCGGCCAGUAGUGGGAGUUUUACCAGCCCAUCUCCAAUUGGAGGACCCCAGGACCAGAGUUCUUCUCUGCCACCAGUGCCUGUACGCUCCUCUAGUUACAACUUCACCACCCAGCCUCCACCUGUACCUCAACCACGGACCAUACUGCCUAACUUCAGCAGUGGUGGGGUGGUCCAGAAGGUUCAGGAAAGCCCCCGGCUGCCAAGGAAAGUCCUAACAGAAACCUCUCCUAGCCCCAAGCUAAGUCGCAGAGGACUCGGCCAAGAUAGGUGUGAGAGUCCACGACAGACCUCACUUCUGUCUUCAGAUGAGUCUCUCAGUAGCAGAAAUACUGUGCCAAGUAGCCCCAGGCUCAUGCCCAAAUUUUCGACCUGUCCAUCUUCUUCACCUUCAAAUCCUUGGACCAAGACCACCACGGUGCUUCAGGAAAGGCCCAGCAGUCCAUUCAGAGAGCAGACGAGUCUAGCUGAUCACUCCCUCACCUCAAGCCCACCCAGACAGCUUUCCCAACCUACCAGAGCCUUCCAGCCUCCCCUGGACCCCAUCGUCCACAUUAUUCAAGGUGCUCCGCUUCAGCAGCAUCCACGUUCACUGCAGCCUCCUGAAAGCCCUCGCAUGGUCAGGAGAAACCUGGAGCUGAACGGGGCGAAUGGAGCAGGUAUCAGUAUGAGAGAGCUGCCACCUCUUAGUCCUUCCAUGGCACGGAGAGGAGUCCCGGUACUCCCAGGAGCCAUCCCAGGGACAAUCCCUGCCUUAAGGACUCCUGACAGCCCCUCCGGUGUGGGCAAGCUAAUCCCGGAGAGCCCUAGACUCCGACGCAAGGCAGGGUCUACAUCAGAGGAGGUGAUAUGCAGUAGGGGGAUGCGAGCCCGCAGUCCAUCACCUACCUUCCAGAUGAUGGAGAGUGGCAGUGGUGCAGGAGUACGUAAGUCAAGCCUUGGGAAUUCACUGUCCCCCGCUUACAGUCUGGGCUCGCUGCCCGGCUCAUCCCCAGCAGCCAGCCCCAGGACUCACAGGAAGAUGUCAGCAGGAAGACCCCACCCUGGGAUGAGGGAGAGGAAGAACAGCAUCACAGAGAUCAGCGAUAACGAGGAUGAGCUGCUAGAGUACCACCGGCGACAGAGAGAGGAGAGGCUCCGAGAACAGGAAAUGGAGAGACUGGAGAGGCAGCGACUAGAGACUAUCCUGAACCUCUGUGCAGAGUACAACAAAGGAGAGGGCACAGGCCUGGACCCCCUUGGCUCAGGGAGAACAGGUUUCCCAGGGAGCCUUGUAGAUGGCACCGGGCGAAGACUGUCCAUGGAAAAUAUCCUAGGAGGGACGCCAGCCUCGGCUGGGCUACGCUUAGUGCAGAGACAGAGGGAGAGUGAUGAGGAGAACCUGAAGGAGGAGUGUAGUAGUACAGAAAGCACUCAUCAGGAGGUGAGGACAUCUCCUGCUUCGAGCACAGCAUCAGCACUGCACAAUGGAGACAGACAGCAUGAGGAGUUGUCCAGUUCUGGUCGUCUGGAGCUCGGCUACCUGGAGGAUGAGCGGGUUCGCGUUCUGGCUCAGAUCGAUGAACUCAAAACCCGACUGACAGAGCUGGAGCAACAACUCCAGGAGUCCAAACAGGAGGCGGAGAUGGAGCGUGCCUUGCUGCAGGGCGAGAGGCAGGCGGAGCUCAACCAAAUCGACGCAGAAACGGACAUCAUCACUCAGCUUCAGCACAAGCUGGAUGAGCUGGAGAGCGCCAUCCAGAGGGAGAAAGACAAGGAGAGGGCUAAUCUUGAGUCUGAGCGCCGGGCCCUGCAGAGCCUUCAGGAGGGCUACGCUGAGCUGAAGAACCAGCUUCAUAACUGCCCCGAGUCCCUGCGUGAACAAUUGCAGGAACAGCUCAAAAGGGACGGAGAGGUGCUUGAAGCAGGAACCAAAAAAUUUGAGGAUCUGGAGUUUCAGCAGCUGGAGAAAGAAAGCAGCUUGGAGGAGGAGAGGGAGACCAUCGGCCAGCAGCUGCUCCAGGAGAGAGCUGAGUACCAUGGCAGUGUGGCCAAGAGGAAGGAGAAGGUGUCUGCUCUGGAGAGCCAGGCCAACCAGCUUGGUCUGCAGGCGUCUCAAGAGUGUGAGCGAAUGGCCAAAGACAGGACCCUCACUCUGCAGAUGCUCCAGAAGGAGAAAGAGAGAUUGUCAGCUCUGGAGAAGAGAUACCACAGCCUAACUGGAGGAAAGAGCUUCCCCAAGUCCUCCACUGCAAUGAGAGAGGAAGCGCUCCAUAUCAGUGAGGCUGACCUGUACUUGGAGGAUGUCCACUCCUCUCAGCAUUCCCUCUGUCGAGCCUCUCCUUCCUACUUACAUCCCUCCCCCUGUCAGUUGUACCCCAGCAGCCCUACAGAGGGGUACAUGAAGCUGUCGGACGUCUAUAAGAUGUACGGCAGAAGUGAAAACAGCAAGCCCGCCUCGCACGGCCACUCAUUUGCCAUAGAUGCUGCAUUAGCUGGCCCCUGUGAGGAGUAUGUGACAGUGGGCCAGUUAAAUCAGAUGUAUGGGAUGCCAAAAGUGGAGUCAUCCCCUACCUCCCCGCUUCGCCAGAACCUGCAGUCUGGAGCCGUUGACCCCGCCUUCUCCUGCCUCCCCUCUCCUCAUGGCUCCUCCCUUUCUCUGUCUGUAGAGUACCAGUCAGAAGGCAUUAGACCUCACCUUCCCAAGAUAGAUUUAGAGCAGAGGUACCAGGAGCUGAUGGCUGGAUCCAGCCAGCUCUGCCCUCCCCCUCUGCCAGCCAAGUUGCUGUCAGGCCACAGGGCUACACUGCAGGUUUUCCGCUCAAAGCUGGACAGCGAUCCUGGAGUACUUCCCCAGCAUAAAAUGGGUUCGGCUUCACCUCUGCUGCAUGGAGCAGCAACACUGGGACGCAACACAAGCUCCAAGCAGAGUCCCCUGCUGGCAGCCAACAGUACCAGCAGUCUUCCCAGGAACCUGGCUGCAACCCUGCAGGACAUCGAGACCAAGAGACAGCUCGCCCUGCAGCAGAAAGAGCCCCAGACCUCCAGACAGCCCAUCAUAGAGGGAAGCUCGGCAGGUCAGCAAGUGAUUGAAGAGCAGCGGCGCCGCUUAGCUGAGCUCAAACAGCGAGCAGCAGCAGAGGCCCAGUGCCAGUGGGAGGCGCUCCAUGGCUCCCAGCCCCACCUCAUCACCUCCUCCUCUCCAUCACCUUCCAACUCCCCAGUCAUGGCCUAUAGCCCAGCGCUCAGCCACAGCUCUGCAGGCCCCCCUCCACUGGUUCACCACUCCAUCCUGCACCACCACCCUCCAUCCGGAGAGCAGCCUUACGACACACUAAGCCUGGAAAGCUCUGACAGCAUGGACACCAGUAUAUCCACUGGGAACAACUCAGCCUGCUCGCCAGAUAACAUGUCCAGUGUUGGCGGAGUGGACACACUGAAGAUUGAAGAGAUGGAGAAAAUGCUGAAAGAGGCACAGCUGGAGAAAGCCAGACUUAUUGAAUCUCGGGAACGAGAGAGUCUCGCUCGCCGUCAGAUGCUGGAGGAGGAGAGGAGGAGAAGGGAGGAGGCAGAGAAAAGACUGCAGGAUGAAACUUUCCACCGGCAGCAGCUCGUGGAGAAGGAGGUCAAGAUGAGGUCCAAGAACUUCUCUCAGGCUCGUCCGAUGACUCGCUACCUGCCCAUUCGCAAGGAGGAGUUCGACCUCCGCUCCCACAUUGAGUCGUCAGGCCACAAUGUGGAAACAUGCUACCAGGUCAUCCUCACAGAGAAGAUGUGCAAGGGCUACCUGGUCAAGAUGGGAGGCAAGAUCAAGUCGUGGAAGAAACGCUGGUUUGUUUUUGACCGACUCAAAAGGACUUUCUCCUACUAUGUUGAUAAACAUGAGACCAAGCUGAAGGGUGUGAUCUACUUCCAGGCGAUAGAAGAGGUCUAUUAUGAUCACCUCCGCAGUGCCACAAAGAGCCCAAACCCCUCCCUGACCUUCUGCGUAAAAACCCACGACCGGCUCUACUACAUGGUGGCCCCUUCAGCAGAGGCCAUGAGAAUCUGGAUGGAUGUGAUCGUGACAGGGGGCUGAGGUACGGAUACACACAGUUUCAUGAACUGAGAAGGAUGGGGGGUGGCGAGCAGAUUGUUUCGGCAGGGACUCUCCCAUCAGGACUCUACAGGUCCUUCCUGUUUUCAGACAAAACGCCUUCCUCAUUAACUUUUCAUUUUUAAUCUCACACUUUUUUUGAUAUUGAUAUUAGAUGUUUCACCUCCACAUUUUCUAUGUGAUUCUGGUCGGAUUGAAAAAGGGAGGACACACAAACACACACAACCUCUGUAUAUAAACCAAAUGUUAUACCUGUCAAAGACUUUUAGAAAGCCUUUCUAUAUUGCCAAAUGAAAAUCUUGUCGUUACUGUUGAACAUUUUGUAUAAUUUGUUUUCUUUGCUUUUUCUUUUUUUUUUUUUUUUUUUUUACAUAUAAUAGAGGAAAUUGCCAAACGACACAAUGCCAAUGUUUUCAUUUCAGUGUCUGUCAUGACUAGGUUUUAAUCAAACAGUGUAAUCACAAUAGAAAAGAUGUAUUCAAAAUGUAUAAAAUCUGUGAGAAUUACAGAGAUGUCAUUUAAUGCAGACUAUGGAAGUCCAGGACACUUAAUGUCUUCAUUGCUGCUCUAGAUUGAAAACACUAAAUUAUGAGCAGUUGUUCAAUCUGAUCAGUCGAAGUAUCCAGUGCUCACUCCUAUUUAUUAUCUCCUUAUUACUACAUACAGGCUUACCAAAGCAACUGGGACAUGUUUUCUGUUAGAUUCUGACCCCACUACAGCUCAAACAGGAGUUCAUUCUGCAGUUCUCACUGCAGUUCAACCAAUAUACUAAGAGGAACACCAAGAGAUGUAUAAUAGCGUUGAAUAUUAGCCAACAAUGUAUCAAAAUAUAAGCACAAAGUGAACAUAUGUUGAAGCAGUGGAGGAGAUAGAUUAUUUAUUUUCUGAGUAGGCCAGUUAACCUUCGUGUGUUAACUAUGCAGCUAGCACCAUUAGUUAGCUUUCUUAGCAUAAAAGAUUGGACAGACUGGGAAUAGAUAAGCUGGCUGGCAAAAAUAAGCAAAAAAGCCAAUAAUUUAACAUUUAUACAUCUGCACUUUUUAAACUUAUGUUAAGCCAACAUAAGCAGAUACCGUAAUUCUGUUCAUUUUAUUUUAAUUCUCCUAGCUUCUGCUAUGCUAACAGUCUCCUAGUGCUAGCUAAAUUAAUUAACCUACAGAAAUGAAAAUGGUCUUGGAACUUUUUUUUUUAAAUCUACUAUUGGUAAGAAAGUAAAUGAAAAUUUUCUUGAGUGUCACUUUAUGGGGAAAAAGCUCCAAAAAUUUUUAUUUUAAAUACUAAUUUCCAUAUCUAAUUUAAUAAAAAAUGUAUUGCCAAGUCAGGGUGAUUUUCCACAGAAGCACUUACACAAUAUUUAUCUGAUUUAUGGUUCCAUUAUGAUUAAUCUCCAAAACUUAACAAAUUAGUAAAUUAAUGCACAAAGGGAAAAAAAGUGACAACAAUCCUCCAAUAUUUAAGUAUCUAAGAGCUAAUAUCCAUGCUCGUGAGAAACCUGUAUUUUGGUCAAACCGUAGAGGCCACAUCCACAGUAUUUUUGUCGACACUUAUUGUAUAUUUCACUGUCUGUAUUUUGCCAUCGUGUUGCCAACUCAAGGUGCAAAAUGCACAUAUACAGUAUGUGUGCACAAACAGAAGAAGUCCAUCUAUUUUGCCAAGUAGCCUUUAGCUAACUGGAUGAUGGAGCGACAACAACUGGAGAGCAGGCAUCAUCACUGCCAGCGUAAAGCAACAACCACUAGAGGGCGCCACAGUGACCAUGUUGACCCAGCACCACAUAAGACCCACUAUACAGAGUAAUGCAAUUCAGAACUGUGCCUUGACUUUGUGUCUUGACUGACACCAUGUCUGCGAGUCCGCCACAGCCUCUCCUGAAGGCUACAACCGUGUGGAUGCAUGUCAUUUCUGUUUCUGAGCUGUAAUGGAAUAUUCAGACUCAUUUGCAUGAGGUUUUCUAAACUAUGGGACGUUUAGCUGUCGCGUUACUGAAGGCCUGCACACUGGGGAUCAAACGCUAUAUGGUUAAACUCAGCAAGAGAAAGGACUUGUUAACAAUGUGUCUUAUGGUAAAACAAAAAAAAAAACAUUUUCCACUUCAUUAUGUCACAAAUGCUGCAUUUUGAAAUAAAUUAUUACAUAUUAUGGUGGUUAUUACAGUACAGUGCAAUAUUUGAUCACCAACCAAAGUGGAUGCCUUCAUUAAUAAAAAUAAUUUUAUUGUUUCGGUUUAUUCUACACAUUCUCACAUCUACCAUCUCAUCUAUUAUUUUAGUUCAGUAGCCUACAUCUGCUCAACUUUAUGCUGACAUAAAAAUUAAUUUGGUCCACGCAUAAAAUAUGUAUUUACACAAUGUAGGAAAGUGUACACAUGUUCAAGCUGUGUAAGUGAACCAGUAUUAUAUAUAGGGGAUUUAUUACAUAAUGAAGUGAAAAGGUGUUGCAUAAUGCUGUGUUUAUAUGUAACCCACUAUUAAACACUGAAUCGCUCUAUCAGAGCUUGGUUGAAAUUACACCCAGUUUGGUAUCAGCACUGGAGAUGACCGGAAACUAUACCUUAAAAAUUAAAGUCACAAGAUGUUUUGCUCAUCAAACAUAUAUUUUUAAAGAGGUUUUGUCAAGUCUGACUUUUGACCAAUUGGUAGAAUUUAUCAAUUUGUGAGGAUUAAUAAAAAGAUGUAUUUAGAUGCAUUAUGGGAAAUGUCGGAUUUAGUGUUUUGGAACACUAAGUUUCUGAAAUAAUGUCUUAGAAUCAGAGAGUAAUUAAGCAUUAUAAUAUGGAAUGUGCAAAAGAAAUGUCAGUUUAUUGCAUUUUGUACAUUCCGUAAUGAAAUGAAGUGGAAGGGCCCAUUCAAAGUUCAUUAGCCUAUUUCUUCUCUUCCUGCUCUGAAUCCCCACUGUGACCCGAGGCCUUCAUGCAUGAUCGUGGAUAAAAAAAAUCUUGUAUCUGGAGCUUUAACACUGUACCAGACCAGAGACACUCCUGGUGUCUUCGCUGUGUUGAUGAUCACAUUGUGAAUCUAUGGAUUAGUCUGUGAAUGUGACAGUGUUUAGUUCAUUAACAGGGGCCAGAUACAGAUUGUUUGUGUGUUUAGUAGCAGAGGACAGACUACGCUGUGAGGUUGUUUUUUAUUUUUAUUUUUUUGGCGCAGGUGGAACUGCUGAGUUUCAUGUGUUGUAAAGUAAUGAUAAUUUAUGGUUGUUGUGCCUGAGAUAGUGACACGUUUACUUCAAAAAAAAAAAAAAAAAAAAAA
Molecule: messenger RNA, 8334 nt
Organism: Sphaeramia orbicularis (orbiculate cardinalfish)
Lineage: Eukaryota; Metazoa; Chordata; Actinopteri; Kurtiformes; Apogonidae
Gene: phldb1b
Product: pleckstrin homology-like domain, family B, member 1b
Biological process (GO): regulation of microtubule cytoskeleton organization
Cellular component (GO): basal cortex
Molecular function (GO): protein binding
Source: RefSeq, a predicted model, not a curated record